UUAAAGCAAACAAACCAAACGAUUGGGGAGACGACUAGGGUUGAGAGAGAGAGAGAGAGAGAGAGAGAGGCAAAUCUAUUGUGGCAUGAAGACUGUGUCGAUAAGAAGAAGAGACAUGGGAAACGAAAAACAAAGAUGAAUCAGGUAAAAACGGAGGCAAUCCCCAUGAAAGGCAAACCUGGAGGUGGUCCUCGCGUCUGGUUUGACGGAGAUCGCACCGACAUUGAUCCUUUGUACAUUAAAGAUUCAGAAGAUGCUGCGGCAUUAGCUAUUGAUGUCUACAACAAAACACAUCUCAACAGAUACAGUGUUGUGGAAGUGCUGAGUGCAACUGGACUAGGACUUAAGGUGAUUGUAACAUUUACCGCUAAGCCUGAGCCUGGGGACGAUGAUAAGAAUCUCGUAACUUUUGUAGCUUUUACUCAUAUUCUUAACGAGAGUUAUAAAUUUGUAAUUUCUGUUAAGAUUCUCCACCCCGCUCACCUGCGCCCUAUCGAUAGUGUUUCGGAGGAGAAGGAGCCCGUAGGUAUGUUUCGAGAUGGCCCUGUCUUGUACGGCCCAGAUUGCACCACCUGCUGUGAUGAUGAAACAAAGAAUAUUCUCAACGAAUCUACCGAUUUAGCUCUUGAAGUCUACAACAAAACCCAUAUGGAAAUUUACAAUUUGCUGGUCCUGGUGAGUGCAACUGGACAUUUAUCGACAGGCUCUAACUCUAAGGUGGAUUUGAUGUUUACCGCCGAGCCUGAUCCUGUACGUCUGGCGCAUCUCGGUGAUCCGAGAACGAGGUCUUUUCAAGCUCGGGUUUCCUUCUCACAUAAGUAUGUAGAGUUUGUUGAUCAUGUCUCCUACUGACCUGACCGACCUGCUAUAGUAAUAGGUGUUAAUUUCCAUAUAAUCUGAUUUUGAAUCCUUUUUUUUUUAUUUAUUUGUGAAAAACUAUGGUGUGUGGUGGUCAAUGCCGCGUAGAGAAGGCUGGAACAAAUGCUAUGCUUACCUAUUUUGCCAAUUUGCAUGUUACUGCUA
Erythranthe guttata (spotted monkey flower) is the source of this 1023-nucleotide messenger RNA. The record is from RefSeq and is a predicted model, not a curated record. NCBI's taxonomy places the organism in Eukaryota, Viridiplantae, Streptophyta, Magnoliopsida, Lamiales, Phrymaceae.